Messenger RNA from Didymodactylos carnosus, 444 nucleotides. The record is from the annotation of a GenBank genome assembly. Lineage: Eukaryota; Metazoa; Rotifera; Eurotatoria; Philodinida; Philodinidae.
AUGGAUCCUGAAAAACGUUUUACAUGUGCACAAUUAUUACAACAUCCGUAUUUUGAUGGAUUUAGUAACGAAUUUGAACGUGAAAAAAAAGAACAACAAAAACAUUUACAUCGUGAACAACAAAAACUUAUUCAACAACAACCAAAAUUACAAAAUUCAGUGUAUUCUCAAAGUAAACAACAGGCUCAAGGCAAAAUCUUACCAAGUCUCACUGGCAUUACAGGUACCCAAUUUGCAUCAGUACAUGGUCCACAAGAUUUUUUAUCUCAAACUCGUCCAAGUCGUUUAGAAAUAUAUUUGGAUCAUGAUCCACGUUUAAAUAUUAAACCACGUUUUGGUCAAACAAAUACAAACGAUUCUGAUAAUAUGAAACCAUCACCACAAUCAAAUAAUCAUAAAAGACUGGCAUACGGUGAUAAUUUUACACAUUUUCCAAAUAUAUAA